Cercopithifilaria johnstoni is the source of this 711-nucleotide messenger RNA. The record is from the annotation of a GenBank genome assembly. Lineage: Eukaryota; Metazoa; Nematoda; Chromadorea; Rhabditida; Onchocercidae.
AUGAAGUUAUUAGAAAAUGUGGAGCUAGAACAACUGUCAUACACGUUUGGAGAGCAUGCAAAGGAUUGUUGCAUUGAUGUGAGGCUGGAAGCAUACUCUUGCAAAAUGAUAACAUCCGACAAGAAACAGUGGAAGAGAAGUCAGAAAAAUGGCAGUAAUACUCCGCAACCGCUUUCACCACCAGAGAAAUUACCAUGGCUUCUAUCAUGGACGCAGGAUCCGCGUUUACGCCAUUAUUCAGAACCUGGUUGUUCCAGUUUAAAUAUUAGUAUCGAAGAAAAUGGUUUGGUAUAUGCAGACGCGAUUUCCUCUCGAACCCUUUUUGAAUUGAGGUCGGUAAUGAACGCAUCAUUUCAAGAUUAUGAUUUUUCUUCUACAAAGAGCGAAGCAUUCUCUCUUCUUCCUAAUUUUGAAACAUUAGCCGGUUUGGUUGAUUCAAAACUUUCUGCUACGGUAACAAAUUAUUAUGAGAUUAAAAGAGCACUGUGGGAAAGAGUCGAUCAAGUCAUCAAAAUUAAUGAUUGUAAAUUGUACAGUUACCGAACAGGAUACACUGGCGAUCCGUACUGUGAAGACUUGGUGAUGUGGUCAUUUGCAUACUUCUUUCACAAUAAAUCUCUAAAACGCAUUCUCUUUAUGUCAUGUCGUGCAUUCCGAGCUGAUACUGCUCAGAAUCGGUCAGCGGAAGAAUUAUGGGGUGUAGAUAUAUAA